AUGCAGAAAGAAGACGAAAAAGUUGAGGCCGUGGAGAGGGUCCCUGACCCGGCAGCUGCUGAUCUGGCGACAUCCAAGACAGCAAAAGUCGAGAAUGUUGCUUAUAGUGAUGCCAUUGCAAAGGACAACCUCUCUCCGCGCGCAGCGUCUAUUCUCAAGCUCUAUGCAAUUAUUGCUCUUGUCACGUUGAAUAAUUGCGGCAAUGGCUUUGAUGGAACUAUCAUGUCAUCCAUUAACGCUAUGGAUCCCUUCCAUAAGUUCUUCGGCACUGAAAUGCAAGGUUCCUCGAUUGGAGCCGUCUUUGCUCUCUACAGCGUCGGAAAUAUUCUUGGCUGUCUUGUUGCUGCUCCUGCUGCCGACAUGUUUGGACGAAAGUUUGGCAUGGCCACCGGAUCAAUCUUUGUCAUCGUUGGCACUGUGAUCCAAGCGGCGGCCCAGAAUGUGGGGACAUUCAUGGCGGGGAGAUUGUUUCUCGGUUUUGGCUGCACCAUCGCAGUGACUGCAUCUCCUAUCUAUCUCGUUGAGAUGGCCUACCCUUCUUGGCGUGGAACCCUGGCUGGUCUAUAUAAUGUUGGCGGUUGGUAUAUUGGAUCGCUGACAUCUACAUGGACUGCCUAUGGAACAGGACGAUUAACUUCGAAUUGGUCCUGGAGGAUCCCCAUCAUCAUUCAGGUCGUCCCCGCAACUAUCAUCCUUUGCGGCGUCUGGUUCAUCCCGGAAAGUCCCAGAUGGCUUAUGAGUCACGGCAAAGAAGAGCAAGCACGAGCUGUGCUCAUCAAGUAUCAUGGAGAUGGGAAUCCUGAAUCAGCUGUUGUGAAACUCGAGCUUGACGAGAUGCGUGCAUCCAUCGAAUACCAAGCAGAAAUGGAAGCCAGCCAAAAGUGGUGGGAUUACCGGAUGCUCUUCGACAACAGGGAGAACCUGCACCGAUUUUACUUACUCUUCUUGGUCGCCAUUUUCUCUCAGUUCAUCGGUGGCUCAGUCAUCACCUACUACAUGCCCGUCAUUCUAGAGAAUGUUGGUAUCACCAGCUCUUCUCAACAGCUUCUCCUCAACGGUGUCAAUGUCAUUUUCGGGUUCUUCAGCGGCGUUGCAGGUUCAUUUGGUGUUGAGAAGUUUGGACGCAGGCCUCUAUUUCUUUGGGGUACCUUCUUGACAGGCCUCGUUUAUAUCCCAAUCAACGUCAUCGCAGCCAAAGCUCAUGGUCACGUCGAUACAUCGACCGGUUACGCAUUCAUUGCAAUGAUCUUCUUAUACGGUAUCUUCUGGUCUUUCUGUUGGACGCCUCUGCAGUCUCUAUACCCAAGUGAGGUCCUGCGCAAUGACAUCCGAGCAAAGGGUAUGGCCGCCUCUGGCUUCUUUAGUGGUGUCUCAGGGUUCAUCAACACGUAUGCCACACCAGUCGCUCUUCAAAAGAUUGGUUGGAAGACAUACACAAUUUUCCUCAUCUUGCAUUUUGUGGAAUGGGGGAUGAUGUAUUUCGCUCUCGUCGAGACCAAAGGCCGGUCGCUCGAGGAAAUCGACGAUAUCUUCAAGUCUCCUAAUCCUGUCAAAACAUCCAAGCAGAAGCACGAGGUUUACAUCAAGGAAGGUGCAGGUGUCACUGCCGACUUGGGCGCAAAGGAAGCCUGA
This is a messenger RNA of Fusarium subglutinans, 1632 nucleotides long. RefSeq names its product lactose permease. NCBI's taxonomy places the organism in Eukaryota, Fungi, Ascomycota, Sordariomycetes, Hypocreales, Nectriaceae. Gene Ontology annotation, biological process: transmembrane transport; carbohydrate transport. Gene Ontology annotation, molecular function: carbohydrate:proton symporter activity. The record is from RefSeq and is a predicted model, not a curated record. Gene Ontology annotation, cellular component: membrane. The transcript has 4 exons. Bases 1 to 1632 code for a protein of 543 amino acids.